AUGAUUGCAGAAGAAGAAUCAUUGUCAGAACAAGAUUUUGCACAUGAAUCGAUUACACCCUGUUUAUUCAGUGAGGAUGAGAAUGACUCAGUGAUCAAUGGAGAACAUGUACGGGAUUUUGUGGAAUUUUCCCCUGCAGAGAGGCAGAGGCGCAAGGUCUAUGCAAAAGUUUUGAGGAGUUACGAGGAAUUACAGCAUAAGAGUGAGAGAUUGGAGGAGGCCAAAAGUAAAAUCUUGAGCUAUACACCUGGUUCAUGGAUUGAAAAGAUUAAUUUGGAUGAAGCAACUGGAUCGAAUCCUGACAAAAGAAGGGAAACUGGGGGCACUGACUUUAAUGCUCAUUCAUCGAAGAUUCAUUUGAAUGAAGCAACUGGAUCAAUUCCUAACAAAAGAAAGGUAACUAUUGCCAACAAAAGAAAGAAAACUAAGGGAGCUGAUUUUCGUUCUCAUUCAUCUAAGAUGCAUUUGGAUGAUUAUCGGAUUAAUACUCGGUGGCAGGAAAACUUGCAAGUAUUGUAG
Fraxinus pennsylvanica is the source of this 519-nucleotide messenger RNA. The record is from the annotation of a GenBank genome assembly. NCBI's taxonomy places the organism in Eukaryota, Viridiplantae, Streptophyta, Magnoliopsida, Lamiales, Oleaceae.